GCAUUCAACCACAUAGAUACACAAAAGCAGACGCCUGGGACAAUAUAAUGUAGGUCAGACAUGGUUAAAAGGCAGCAAGGCAGGUAUAUAGCUGGUCAUAAAGCCGUCCACUUGGUGUUCUUGUUUUCUCGGCUACAUACCGGUAAACUACUCAAGAAGGCACUAUUGAACCGAAAGUGGUGGGACGCACAAAGACUGGACCGCGUCAAUAAUUGAUCGCUCUCUUUCGGUCAGAACGUGGGACGUUUCAGAAGGGAGCUCUACAUGUGAUUCAGUGAGUUGCUUCAUCAGCAGCAGGCAAGGCAGCUGCAGUUCCCCUCGUAAACACACUCAUAUAGCCAGUGUGCAAGAAGGAACAAGGACAUACCUUUUUGCCAGGAAACAGGAGAUGCUAGGCGUUUGCACUUAAUAUCAUCGUUUGCCAUUGCAAAAAAAACUUCAUUUUUGAGAGUCUUAUUGUCGUUUUUGAUAGAUUCCAAUCGCCGGACAGAUCUGCCAAUAAAGGACUAUUUCUCCUGCUGGACCUGAAUGUAAGAUCGCGAGGAUAAAGAAGUCAGGAAUCAAAAGCCAUCAUCAUGGAUUUUGUUAUGAAGCAAGCGUUGGGAGGAGCUACCAAAGACAUGGGGAAAAUGCUGGGUGGGGAAGAGGCUGAGAAGGACCCUGAUGCGGAGAAAAAGGAGGAGGAACGACAAGAGGCACUUCGGCAACAGGAGGAGGAGAGGAAGGCAAAAUAUGCAAAAAUGGAAUCGGAGAGAGAAAAUGUCCGACAGGGCAUCAGGGAUAAGUACGGCAUCAAGAAGAAGGAGGAGAAGGAAGCCGAGGCCCAGGCUGCUUUGGAUCAGGCAGCAGAAGGGAGUCUCACCCGCCCAAAGAAGGCUGUCCCACCCGGCUGCGGAGACGAGGAGGAGGAGGAGGAAAGUAUCAUGGACACCGUCAUGAAAUUCCUUCCUGGUCCACUUAUGGAUAUGUUCAAUAAAAAGUAACAGUGUUGGUGGUAUUAGAUUGUUAACCUUCCAACACACAUAACCAACCCUUCUCCUUCACCCAUACAUCCCUGUUCCAAGAGCCCUGGUUGAAUCAAGAUGCCAUAAUAUUUGUCCUUAACUUAAAUGAUCUGUGUUACAUUGUCUUAUGUGGAAUGAAGACCACUGAUUGGUGAUACUAUGAGACCUAUGUAGCAUCUGCAUAGAUCCAAAACAUUAACUUAAAGACAAAUUUGAUGUCAGGUUUUCAAGGUGUCCAGGCCUUAGAAUGUGAUCUGAGAUCAACCAUAAUCCACCCUUUUUGUUUGUAAACAGCCUCUGGUUUAAAAUAAAUAUAUGUGAUUACCAGAAAAUAUAUUAAAAAGUCUAAGCCAUAAUUUAAACUUUUGAGAAAUUCUCCAAAUCAUAUCAAAUUUGAUUGAAUUUAGCUGUUUUUGCUUCUCCAUUGAGACUUCAUCCAUAUACUGUUCUACGUCCCAAAACAUUCAUAGGUUCUAAUGUAAACUAAUUCUAAUAAUGGUAAUAGUAACAAUGUGGUGAACCAGAAAGAAAAUGGAUAACUAAUUCAACAAGAAAUGUUUUUCAAGCAUGCAGUUAAUAUAUUUUUUUGGAGUACAGUACAUGUACAAAUUCCAUUUAAUUUGUUAUGAUUAAGUGAAAUACAUUAAUACUGAGGCAAUAACUCUGGUUUUCAAUUUUGUUUCAAUGACACCACUACUACUAUGUACAGUAGGCUAGACAUAAACAUCCUAACUGUUCUUCCUUGAGAUGUCCACGAUAAAAAUGAAAAUGCUCAACAAUGAACCAAACAACAUUGGCAACAAUCCUGAUGUACCUGUGCUUAGUACAAACCAAUAGAGUUGUAUGUCUUGUUGCUAACUUUAUCUGCUUCGCUCCUAUAAAGUAGGACUUGUGGGAAUCAAAUCCGGCAAUUGGACGCAGAUGCUUACUCUUCUUAUUUCCAUGUCUGUAAAUUUAACGAGAUGUACUCACCCUUUUCUCAAGCACAACUAUUUUGUGAACACACUUUAUGUGAACAGACAGUGACAAUGGUGCAAUAUACAGUAUUGUUCAAGGUUUUCCUGUUAACUAAAUGGAGUGCAGUCCUGAAUCAGCAAAAACAGACACUCUUCAUUGUUAUGUGUUGAGCUUAAUACGUUUUGUGUGCCAGUGUACAGACACAGCGUUGUCUGACUAGUAACGGCAAAGCAUACGAACUCAGUCUGAAGUGUGAUGUGGGGAAAGAGGUGGAGGUUUGGCUUAAUGCAGUGGGAUUUGGUUUGUGGUUCUAACAUACCGGUAAAUUGUGAGAAUGCAGGACAAGACAGGUAAUUAGUAGUAACUUAAGACGCAUGUAUACGCCAUAGGAAAGAGUUGUCCUCCACUGAGUUUGUAUACAAGUAAAUGUUGUCCAUUUUGAUCCCAGAGGUCAACAUGUAAAUUUCCCCAGAAGUUGCUGUGCUUUAGUUAUACCACAGCAUUAUUUAUUGAAAGUUAUUGAAAGUUAGAAUAAACUUUAUUGAAAGUUAUUUCAUAAUUUUCAAUCUAUUUCUUAAUUUCUUAAUUUAAAAUUAAUUAAGCUGGACCGUCUGCUUCAAACAUUCCAAAUAUUUAACACAUUCCAUAAGGCCACUGGCUUCAUAGGAUCAUGGAUAUCCAUAUGGCCACUGGCUUCAAAUAAUCAUGGACAUCAAAUGACAAAUUUGUCGCUAGUAUGUGUAAAGAAUGCCUUUGAUGUUCUUCUCUUCCUGUAAGGAAAUUGUGCUUGAAAAUCCUUUUUAAUUGUUGAGGUAGAUAAAGAUUCAACACAUGACCAAGUAAAUGUCAAUAGCUAUCUUGCCUGCCAUGUACAGAAAAAAAAGUCCAACAUGUAAUCAAAGGGAAAAAUGUAAUGCAUUAUAGCAGCUAGCUAGCUAACUUAUAGGUUGCUAGGUAACAGAUAGCUUGUGAAGCCUUUAUUUGGGAGUGAACAAGCUAGUUAGCUAGCUAUUGAGCAUUUGUCAAUAAUGCACAAUCUGGGAUAAUAAUAUUUGCUUGCAAACCAAUACAUGUUGAGUACACUAGACAAGUGCCAAGCAGUUAGACGAUGGUAUUUGUGAAACUGCCACUGUUUAUAUCGGCCCAGUGUUGAUGCUAGUUAGAUUCAAGAUUAGCCGUUAGAAACCUGCCAGGUGUGAUUCUGGGGCCUUACUAAUGUAGUAGCAGUGAAAUAGAGAAGAAAGAUUAGCAUGACGUAAAACCUAGCUACAUAGUGCGCUCUCAAACUGUCCUGCCAAUUGCCUACAAUGUUUAAAGCUAGACAUAUGAAAGCCACAACAUUGAGGUCAUUUAUAGAGCACAUUUAUUGAACUUCCUGUGAUGUUUAUGUACUUGUGAACUGCCUUCAGCCACUUAUUUAUCAAUGUGCUAAAACUUAGCUGAAAUGAACGACCAAUACUUGUUGGUAUUAUACAAUUACUGUAUACUACUUUUCUAUUUAUUAGUUGUUGGCACAUGCAUUCAUCGACAGCAUUCAAUUCAUCAUUGACAUGUUUUAUUCUAUUAAAAACCAAAGAAUAGUCUUGUUAGUGAUAGAAUGUCUCAUAUUUUCUAUUUCUUUAUCUCAUGUUUUUUCUUUAUUUCAAAUUCUCAGGUAUUUUAGCUUUUCGUUUGUACGUUUUUAUUCAUAUUUUGUAGUGAUCAUGUAAUGACCACAACUUAUUUUGAAAUUGCAGUAUUUUGUUGUUAGGGACCAAGCACACCACAUCAUUCAUUUACGAGGAUAAUGGAUAGAUGGCAUAGAUCUGGUUUGCCCCUUAUACAUUUUUUUAUAGAACCAACCCGACAAGGUUUUCCAGCAACUUACAGUUGUCUGAAAUCCUGUCAAAGUUCCAGAUUUCCUACUUGGAACAACACAUUGUAGAAUUCUAAACAGUCAUGAAAGUGCUCAGAAAGAAAAACAGUCACCUUCACCUUUCAUCUACAAAAUGGCAUCUCUGCCUAUUUGUCAUCAUCACCUAAUCGCAAACAAAUGCCACUUAUUGACGAAUGGCUGAAAAACAAGUCACAUGUCUAAAAUGGUUCUUUGUUUGCUAUUCUAGUAGACACCAUGCCAGAUUACUGUUGAUCCACUCUUUCUCGCCCUUCAAGUUAAACCAUUCUUUCAUUUCACCCCUCAAUUAACCAUCGAUAUGAUAAAAACUGCCUGACAAAAAUCUCACUUAAAACAUUCCUAUGUUGUGACUUGAAUGUAACUGUCUGAUGUUUCUAUCUUUGCAUUGUCUUCAACUGUUUCCUCUGUGUUGAGAAGAUGCUUAUCCUGGUGCAGUUUUCUGUCUGUAUCGUUCCUGUUUACGUCCACUGGUGGUUGUACUUCGAGAAAUCUGUCUCUUUAGUAUUUUUUUGUAUUGUAAAAUGUUCUUACCCUUCUCCCUCUCUCUCUCUCUCUCUCUCUCUCUCUCGCUCUCUCGCUCUCUCUCUCUAUUUGUUGACAAUUGUGUGCAUGCUUAUGGUGUGCGAUGUACUGUAGGCAAGGUUGUUAAGAUAAUUGUUUGUGUCUUCUGUGUUGAAAAGCUCCACCUGACAGCCUCCCUGCAUGCCAUUUUAGGCUGAUCUUUUAGUCUCUGUAACAUUCCUGCCAAAAUGGAAUCACCGCACACUCUGAGAAUAAAGUGAUUUCAUAUAAUUGUU
Molecule: messenger RNA, 4652 nt
Organism: Oncorhynchus kisutch (coho salmon)
Lineage: Eukaryota; Metazoa; Chordata; Actinopteri; Salmoniformes; Salmonidae
Product: complexin-1
Exons: 4
Coding region: 576-983 (135 amino acids)
Biological process (GO): synaptic vesicle exocytosis; regulation of neurotransmitter secretion; neurotransmitter transport
Cellular component (GO): SNARE complex; terminal bouton
Molecular function (GO): syntaxin binding
Source: RefSeq, a predicted model, not a curated record